Messenger RNA from Acomys russatus (golden spiny mouse), 1061 nucleotides. RefSeq names its product transmembrane protein 101 (gene Tmem101). The transcript has 4 exons. NCBI's taxonomy places the organism in Eukaryota, Metazoa, Chordata, Mammalia, Rodentia, Muridae. Bases 60 to 833 code for a protein of 257 amino acids. Gene Ontology annotation, biological process: positive regulation of canonical NF-kappaB signal transduction. The record is from RefSeq and is a predicted model, not a curated record.
AUCCUCCGUGCUGGUCUCCCAGACCCGGCUGAGGCCGUAGCGGACUGCCCUUUCCCAAGAUGGCUUCGAAGAUUGGUUCGAGACGCUGGAUGCUGCAGCUGAUCAUGCAGCUGGGUUCGGUGCUGCUCACGCGCUGCCCCUUUUGGGGCUGCUUCAGCCAACUCAUGUUGUACGCUGAAAGGGCCGAGGCGCGCCGGAAGCCCGACAUCCCAGUGCCUUACCUAUAUUUCGACAUGGGGGCAGCUGUGUUGUGUGCCAGCUUCAUGUCCUUUGGAGUGAAGAGGCGCUGGUUUGCGUUGGGUGCGGCGAUCCAGCUAGCCAUUAGCACCUAUGCCGCUUACAUCGGGGGCUAUGUCCACUACGGAGACUGGCUAAAGGUCCGUAUGUACUCGCGCACAGUUGCCAUCAUUGGUGGCUUUCUGGUGCUGGCCAGCGGGGCUGGGGAGCUGUACCGCCGGAAACCCCGAAGCCGUUCUCUGCAGUCCACUGGCCAGGUGUUCCUGGGCAUCUACCUCAUUUGUGUGGCCUACUCACUGCAGCAUAGCAAGGAGGACCGGCUGGCGUACCUGAACCAUCUUCCAGGAGGGGAGCUGAUGGUCCAGCUGUUCUUCGUGCUUUACGGGGUCCUGGCACUGGCCUUCCUGUCAGGUUACUAUGUCACCCUGGCUGCCCAGAUCCUGGCUGUGUUGUUGCCUCCUGUCAUGCUGCUCAUUGAUGGCAAUGUCGCCUACUGGCACAACACACGGCGUGUCGAGUUCUGGAACCAGAUGAAGCUGCUUGGCGAGAGCGUGGGGAUCUUUGGGGCUGCUGUCAUCUUGGCUACGGAUGGCUGAGUUUCACAGGGAGAGCCUGGUUUAGGUACAGGGGGCCACCAGAGGCCACCUUACCUUCCUCCUUGCUGGCCCAGUUGCUGUUUAUUUAUGCUUCUUGGUUUGUUUGUUUGUUUGUUUACUUUCUUUCUUUUUUUUCUCAAUAGUUAAGAUUGCUUCCCCAAGUUUGUGGCUCAGACCUUGGGAAGAUGGGAGCCUUCAUGCUAAUGCCUCAUAGGGUUGUUGUUUGUU